AUGGCCGAUACUCUGGCGAAAGCUCAAGAAGAUGCGAUGUUAUGCAGUAAAGUGAGUAUUGGCUUUUGUUAUUUUUCUAUUUUUAGGUCAAAAAGUUCAUGUACCUCUAUUACGAAGCGUUGGACACGAGGAAAGAGAAGAUCCCAUAUCUCUACACCAGCGACAACCCUCAACUCAUCUGGAAUGGCCAUAAUGUCCAAGGAAUUGACAAUAUCAGCCGAUUUGUCAACGAAUUGCCAGUUACGAGACAUACGUAAGGCUAAAAUAAUAUAAAAAUUUUUAAAAAAGUCUCCGAAAUUGCAUCAUUUUUACAAAGUUUAUCAACAAAUGACCCCCGAAAUAAAUAGUCGAUCAAUUUUUAUCAAAAAGAAUUUUUUUAUUUUAUCAUUUUUUCAGCUUCUUCUCCAUUGACCCCCAACCUUUGAAGACGGCCGGCCCGGAUUGGGCAAUGGUGUCGGUGAUGGGCGAGGUCUCAAUCGGCGGCCUUCAACAGGCAUUCACACAUGUUUUCGUCCUCAACACCGAGUCCAACACCUUCCACAUCAAAAGCGACCAGUACCGAUUCAUCGACUAG
Bursaphelenchus xylophilus (pine wood nematode) is the source of this 574-nucleotide messenger RNA. NCBI's taxonomy places the organism in Eukaryota, Metazoa, Nematoda, Chromadorea, Rhabditida, Aphelenchoididae. The record is from the annotation of a GenBank genome assembly.